This is a messenger RNA of Acanthosepion pharaonis, 1425 nucleotides long. The record is from the annotation of a GenBank genome assembly. NCBI's taxonomy places the organism in Eukaryota, Metazoa, Mollusca, Cephalopoda, Sepiida, Sepiidae.
AUGGAUUACUCAUUAGUGACAUUCAGUAAGCUGGAAAGUGCAGUUCACAGCUUAACCUCACUUGAUCGGAAUCUUGUCUGUGCAACAAAGGCUAAUGAUUAUGCAGCUGUAAAAAGCCUUAUUGAAGCCGGGGCCAAUGUAAAUUGUUCUCCAGCAGGAUGGACACCUCUCUACCUUAGUUGUUACUAUGGAUAUACUAAACUUGUACAAUACUUUUUACAACUAUCAUUGAAGGAACUGCGAUGUUGGCCUCCUUCUCAGGUAUGUAUACAAUGUCAGCACCUGUGUUACCAAAGUACUUAUGAUGACCAAGGAAACACCCACUUGAUCGCAGCAGCCAAAGAAGGACACUUGGAGGUUUGCAAGCUUCUCCUUGAGGCUGACAUUUGCUUGGAACAAACAAACAAACUUAAAGAACAGACAGCUUUGCUUGUAGCUGCUGAGCAAAAACAAACCGAGAUCUGUCUCUUGCUUCUCGAAUAUGGUGCUUGUGUUCAGGUUUCUGACAAUAUUGGGAUGACACCACUCUAUGCUGCCAUCAAAUGUCAUGACAGUACAGUCAUACAGAAACUUAUUAGAAAUGGGUGCAAUGUAAACAUUGGAAGCCAAGACCAUCCACCGAUCUUUCUAGCUGCUAGGCUUGGCCAAUUUGAUACUGUGCAAAUGCUUAUAAAAUCCGGCUGCCAGAAAGAUGUUUGUAAUAAAUAUGGUGUAACUCCUGUGUAUGAAUCUACCUUAAAAGGAUACCAUGACAUUUUGGAAUUUUUACUUGAGAAAGGCUGUGAUCCUGAUAAAGCGGAUAUGUACAAGAAAACUCCACUGCACAUAGCAUCUCUCCAGAAUGACCGAAGGGCUGCUGAAUUGCUAGUAACUGCAGGCGCAUCCUUACGUCUCCGGGAUGACCAUAAUUACACAGCAAUCCAACUAGCUUUGAAGUCUGGGAAUGCUGAUGUCCUUGAGUACUUCCUGACAUUUGGUGUUGACUUGUCUCACAAAGAUGCUUUGGGCUCUGAAAGGUUUGCGAUGUUCACAGUCUGUGAAUUAUUUAAACAGUAUCAUAAAAAUAUCUGUUCCUAUCUAUCUAUCUAUCUAUCUAUCUAUCACAGUCUGUUCCUUUCUAUCUAUCACAACUGUUUCCUGUCUAUCUAUCAUCUCACAUUCUGUAUCUAUCUAUCUAUCUAUCUAUCUAUCUAUCUAUCUAUCACAGUCUGUAUCUAUCUAUCUAUCUAUCUAUCUAUCACAGUCUGUAUCUAUCUAUCUAUCUAUCUAUCUAUCUAUAUCUAUCUAUCAUUCAUCUGUAUCUAUCUAUCACAGUCUGUAUCUAUCUAUCUAUCUAUCUAUCUAUCUGUAUCUAUCUAUCUAUCUAUCACAGUCUGUAUCUAUCUAUCUAUCUAUCUAUCUAUCAGUCUGUUCCUAUCUAUCUAG